This is a messenger RNA of Phialemonium atrogriseum, 389 nucleotides long. RefSeq lists its product as uncharacterized. The record is from RefSeq and is a predicted model, not a curated record. Lineage: Eukaryota; Fungi; Ascomycota; Sordariomycetes; Cephalothecales; Cephalothecaceae. The coding region runs from base 6 to 344 and encodes 112 amino acids. The transcript has a single exon.
GAUCGAUGUUAGUAAGCUUGAGUGGCUUGCGUCUCUGGACGGUAUACCUAAGCAGCGUUCUGGACGCGAAGGCACGGGUAGUUGGGCUUGUUUUCUUGGAAGUAGGCUGCAUCCGCCAUAAUCUGCCUUGUACCUGGCAAGCCACGAUCUCCCUUUCGUUGUCGAUGUCAAAGGCCUUUCCCUUGUAUAGCCGAUGGUGGAUGCCUAUUAGCUGGCACGGAGCUACGGCCCCACGCGACCGGGUAGCUCGGAUCUCGUCUUUCUUGGGGUGGUACUGGAGGGAUACGCCGGGAGAAGCUCGAUCUGGCUGGCUUCCCGGAGGUGAGACAUCUUGCUGCUUGUAGCAUCGCCUAGGGUUUCCGCCUCGGAGUUUGGACAGCGUGUAUCAA